GACGUCACCCGGGCAGGGAGGGGGAUCAGUCCAGUACAGCGGCUAUCAACGGCCAACAGCUGUGCAUCUGCGCCCGGUGAUAGCGAGGACAGGGCCGGUGGCCCCUGGUUCUCGGUGCCGAUGGGGCAGAUGGCCUCGCCUCUUCGCAGCUGAUCCCGAACCGAGGUUUCCUGAGCGGCCAGUUCGUCCAGCGAGCGCCCUGACCACUCGGACAGACCAACAUGCUGCCCAGGAGCCUACGCACAGGGGGGUGUGACCUGCCAGGGGUGGAGUCCUACUCGGUGCCUCUGAUUGGUUACCGGCCGCUGUCACCUGAUAGCCCUAGCAGCCAAUCGGGAAGGAGCGCGGUGGAGGUGGACAGUGCACAGACAGAGGCCCCCAUGAAGACCACCUGGUACUGCCCCCUGGACCUGUCUACAGUGGUGGAGGAGGAGGAGGAGGGCAUCAUCUACACUGUGAUGGUGAAGCCACAGCACAGCGCCCCCUACAGCUCCAGGACGGGAUCGAGCCGGACCCAGAGCGUGAAGGCUGGCACAGAGGAGAAGCUCGUGCUGCACCUGCUCCACUGUCUCUCCACCGGGGACGCCUCUUACGUCACCAUCUUCCUCUGCACCUACCGCUCCUUCAUCAGCACGCGCAGGGUCUUGGACAUCCUCGCUGACCGGCUCGAGGACCCCCCGGGCAGCAGUGAGUCCAGCCCCACCAGACAGGCCUUCAACAGGGCAGUGUGCAGCGUCUUCAUCACCUGGCUCUCGGAGUACCCAGAGGACUUUGAGGGCCUGGGGGAGCCUUCGUGCCUGCUGCGCCUGGCCCCUCUCCUGCCCUCUCCGGAGCUCAGGGCCCGUAUGCUUCAACUGGCCGAGGAGCUAAGCGAGAGAGCACUGAUGUCCCCCACACGCACAGAAGAGCCCCCCCCUCCUCCUCCGGACCCCUCAGACUUUGAGCCCACUCACAUUCUGGGCUUCCCCACGUCGCUCAUCGGUGAGCAGCUCACCCGCAUUGAGACGGAGCUGUUUGUACGCCUGGUGCCCUACCACUGCCUGGGCUCGCUCUGGUCUCAGCGGGAUAAGAAGGGGCGAGAGGGCCAGUGCUGGUCAGUGCGGGCCACGGUCAGACAGUUCAACAGACUGACCAACGCCGUGCUGGCCUCCUGCCUGUGGAACACCCGCCUGCGCAGCCAGCAGAGGGCGCGCCUGCUGGAGAAGUGGAUCAGCGUGGCAGAGGAGUGCCGGGUGAGGAAAAACUUCUCCUCUCUGUACGCCAUCGUGUCAGCCCUCCAGAGCAACCCCCUGCACCGGCUGAGGAGGAGCUGGCAGCACACAGACAGAGAGUCCCUCAGGAGGUAUGAGGAGCUGACUGAGAUCUUCUCAGACAAGGACAACUACUCCCAGAGCCGAGAGCUGCUCAAAGAGGAGGGCACAUCCAAGUUCGCAAACCUCGACAACAGACUGAACAACAAGAACUUCUCCAAAUCUUCUGCCCAGGGAACUGUGCCGUACCUGGGGCUCUUCCUCACUGACCUCACCAUGCUGGACACUGCUGUGAAGGACCGCCUCGAUAAUGGAUACAUCAACUUCGACAAAAGGAGACGGGAGUUCGAGGUGCUGGCUCAGAUUCGCCUCCUGCAGUCCUCCUGUAAGAACUGCACAUUCCGCACAGAGCCGGCCUUUGUGCGCUGGUACCACAGUGUCCCCAAGCUGUCCGAGGCCGACAGUUACAGACUGUCCAAUGAGAUCGAAGCAGCAAGUGACCCCGGCCCCCGCGGAGCCACGCCCACCGUCAUCAUCACACAGUGUUCAGACCUGAGUGGCUCCCGCAGCAGCCUCCCCACAGACUCGGACAGUCUGUUUGACUUCACGUCACCAGUGAACCACCUGCUCUCCAAACUCACCAAGCACAUGCGCUCUCCCUCAGUGUCCUGUCUGGAUGUGGACUCCUCUCCACCCACCGCUGAGCCAAGCCCGGCCGCCCUCACCCCCUCCUCCCCGACUAAGUCCCACCGGCGCUCGGCCUCAUGUGGUAACAACCCUCCUGGAGGCUCCCAGGGCUCGGGGCCCGACAUGCGCAUCAUCCGCAUCCGCAUGGAAAUACAGGAUGGCAACCUGUACCGCAGCAUCCUGGUGACCAGUAAUGACAAGACCCCCACGGUGAUCAGCAGUGCCUUAGAGAAACACAACCAGGACCCUCGAGAGGUCCCCUACUACGAACUGCUUCAGCUGCUGCCCGAGGACAAAGAGCUGCUGAUCCCGCCCACAGGAAACGUCUUCUACGCCAUGAGCUCAUCCAGCGUGGACUUCCUGCUGAGAAGAAAAGGCGGGACCACACCUCUGGGCUCGCAGCCAAUCAGCACGGAGACCAGCGCCACCUAUCCACGAAUCAAGUCCAAGGGGCGUCGGCUUGUGCGGACGCUGUUCUGAUGUGGCCUGCUGAGGGCGCUGGUGAGGGGCCUACAGACUCUUCAGACUAUGCACUUAACCUUAAACUGGAGCUGUACUGACACACAAGUAUCAGACUGUGCGGAGGAAUACAUUUUCUACAGUGAAGACUUAAAGCUUCCAUAUUAUGCUUUUGAAAUACUUUCGGACAUACACCAUUUUAAGACCUUUUUUUCUUAAAGACGCGGUAUUAUUAUUUUAGCUUUCUACCAUGUUAUAAUAUUGUUCCCUCAUAAAAAAAACAAAACAUGUCUGGUGAGGUUUUAGAUGUCAUCCGUGCAUGUUUGAGUAAUCUAGCGAUCUCAGGCUUUAUUCAAUUGGACGAUUCUCCAUAAAUAUACAAAAACAUGAUACAAAACUGUACACUACAACUUCACAAGCCUGAUGCGAUGUGCAAUGGCUUCAUUAGCGAGAUGCAUGUCAAGUGUGCUGUGAUGGCGCUCUGAAGGGGGAGUGACUUAGUGCGGAGAGCAAGGAGACUCAGAGCAUCGAAAACGGCAAAUUUAAUAUUUUCAACACAAUAAAAGGUAAAUAUGACAUGUGUUAGCAGUUAAUACCCCAUAGAAGUAAAAUACCCCCUCUUUAAAGGUGCAGCGUGUAACUUUUCUAGGGGAUGGGGUGGGUACGUCACCCGCUCGUCUCCAUGGAGAUGUAAAUGCUGUGCCUUGAAUCCAUGUACAGCACCCAUAAUGAAAUAGCUGCUAGAUGAUGAUAGAUAGAUAUGUUUAAUGCCAUACUGCGGGACAGACCAAGCGAGCAACAAUAUAGAGACAAACUUGUAGAGUAGCACUAAAAAGUUACGCAGUGUACCUUUAAAAUAAAACUCAUGUAUGGCAAAGAAACAUAGAAGGAAAACACAUUCAAACUGCCAACGUCAAAGUUCAUGCAUCCUAAUGAAGAGCACUGAGCUGUGACCGUGGCGUCGUUUUGAGAAGACGCUCAGGUCAGGACUAUGCAAACGUGUGUGAAUGGAUUAGAAGAAAGCUGCACAUACGUUUUUUUCACGAGGAGGAGGUUUCAACACUGAGGUCUGCAUAAUAUGGAACCUUUAAGAACAUUUAAGUACCUUUAAGAACCUUUGAGAACCUUUGAGAACCCUCACGAGGCAGAUGGGUCAAACAUCUCCAGUGUGCUCCUCUGCCUGUGGUCUGCUGGGAGGGUCAUGGAGACGUGGAGGUCUGGAGAUGAGGACGAUAGUGAAUGUAGUCCAUCGUUUCGUUCAUUUGUAUCAGAUGUUACCGGGGGUGACGCAGGUGAUGGACGAUGUUCUGUCAAAUGCUGUUUCCCUUCUUCCUAUUGGUCGGCCUGUGUCGUGCUCUGAGUGAGUGACAGGUGGAUUUAAGUUGGAGAGAUAAGUGAGGACUCUCAGAAGAAUAAACAACACACACUCUUUACCUGUCGCCUUCAGAUGGUCGCAAAAUGGCUGCUUUAUACUAAUGAGUUCAAACAUGAAGGUGAAAGGUGCUGUCCCUCACUCAUCUGAUAUGAAUGAUAUAACGAUGUGACAAAAUGGACCUUCUGCUUCCAGUGAUAUUUAGGUCUGCUGAACACUGCUCAAACCACAGCCUCACUGUCGCCCCCCGGUGGCACUUUCACGUUGCUCUUCCAGGAAACUCAUGGUGACCGGGGCUGCAUCCCAUUUCUCCUGACCUCAAAACCUCCUCAAGCUCCUCAAGGUAAUAGCGGCUUUCCCUGAGGAUAGCACUCUCACCCCACAGCAAUAAGGUCUAAGGAUUGACUCCACAGUUUAAUUUCCACAACAUGUAUUAUCUGGCAUUUCACUUUUCGCCUGAUCUGAUGUAGUUUUGAGAGAGGAGUAACCCAAAGGAGGACCAAACAUCACUGCAGAGGAGCCUGAGUACAGCCAGAAGAAGGCCAGGUUCCACAGUUUGAGAACCACUGCUCCAGAGGUCCCCCAUGCACCAGAAAGUGUAUAGAAGGUUAACCCUCCAGCUAGGUACCCCUGACUCCUUGAUUCAAAAAUGGUUUAGAAGUUAACAGCUCCUUUUACCUUUAGUUCAGCAGCGAUUGGGAAUUCCAGUGCUAAAAUUAUCUAAAUGAUUCUAGUGAAGGUGCGUGGAGUUUAAAAACACAGUGGAGCACUUCCUGUAUUACCGCAUGACAUCACAAGGUGGAACAGAAAGUUUUCAGUUUGAGAGAAGAACUCAACUGAGGGUUUUGCAGGGUUUGUGUGAAUGGAACAAAAUCCCAGGUAUGUUUGUGUUGAGGAAACAACAUCAGGACAUGGAUCAGAAAAUAUCGUAAUAUGGGCUCUUUCAAGUACACUUUAUUGUCCCCGUAAUAAACUUUGUCCUCUUGAUCUUGAGCUGGUCUUGGUCAGGACUACCCUAGCUGGAGGAAUUGACCUAUCGUGCAUGUUUUGGGUUGAUGGGGGAAACAGGAGUGCCCGAAGGAAACCCACCCAGACGCAGAGAGAACAUGCAAACUCCACUCAUUAAAGCCCGGAAUUGAACUCGGUGCCUCCUUGCUGUGAGGCGUGAGUGCUAGAUUCUAAGCCGCUAGAGGUUUCCUGGUGGCAGCGGUUGAAAGAAUGGAAAUGAAAAUUAAAAUCUACAAAAUAAAUAAAUAAGAGUUGAGGAUUGGAGGGGCUGAGUCUGGAGAAAUGGUCGGUCCAGCACCACUUCAAUACUCGAGUCCCGUGACCUCUGAUUGGACGGCUCAGUGUCUGUGAAGCCUCUGAUUGGCUGAGGACUGAGUGGGUGUGGCCAGGGUGAGGACUUGUGUGUGCCUUGUUGUGCGUUUUUGUGUGUGUGUGUGUAUGUGUGCGUGCUUGUGUGUGCGUGUCCAAGAUUUCAACUAUUUAUGCACUACAAAGAAUGUCCUAUUUUUGCAGUAAUAAAUAUAGUUUAU
Molecule: messenger RNA, 5306 nt
Organism: Periophthalmus magnuspinnatus
Lineage: Eukaryota; Metazoa; Chordata; Actinopteri; Gobiiformes; Gobiidae
Gene: rgl2
Product: ral guanine nucleotide dissociation stimulator-like 2
Exons: 20
Coding region: 222-2417 (731 amino acids)
Biological process (GO): Ras protein signal transduction; positive regulation of GTPase activity
Cellular component (GO): plasma membrane
Molecular function (GO): guanyl-nucleotide exchange factor activity
Source: RefSeq, a predicted model, not a curated record